Molecule: messenger RNA, 1249 nt
Organism: Leptosomus discolor (cuckoo roller)
Lineage: Eukaryota; Metazoa; Chordata; Aves; Leptosomiformes; Leptosomidae
Source: RefSeq, a predicted model, not a curated record
CCCGUGGAGGAUCUGAGUCCCGAGCACGUCCUGGACAUGCAGACGGAUUCCCGCCUCCACAUCAUCUUCGGGGGAACAAAAGUGGUGCAGCACAUCCCGCCCCAGAAAGCCAGCACAGGGCUGAAACCCGUCGAUAACGGGUGCGUGGCGUACGCUCUGAGGACGGGCUUCAACACGUCCCAGGGGAAAUUGCUCCGUACAAUCCUCUUUGGGGUGAAGAGAGUGACAGCCAAUAACUUAGAGACCUUCAUUUUCAUCCUGUUCCUGCUGGUCUUUGCCAUUGCUGCUGCAGCGUACGUCUGGAUCGAAGGCACCAAGGAUCCCAGCAGGAACCGCUACAAGCUCUUCCUGGAGUGCACUUUGAUACUGACCUCGGUGGUUCCGCCGGAGCUUCCCAUUGAGCUCUCUCUGGCUGUCAACACCUCGCUCAUCGCCUUGGCCAAGCUCUACGUGUACUGCACGGAGCCCUUCCGCAUCCCCUUCGCAGGCAAGGUGCAGGUUUGCUGUUUUGACAAAACUGGCACGUUAACCAGCGAUCACCUCGUCGUGAGAGGAGUCGCUGGGCUCAGGGAUGGGAAGGAGGUGACGCCGGUGUCCGACAUCCCCGUCGAGACCCACCGGGCGAUUGCCACUUGCCACUCGCUCGUCCAGCUGGACGAUGGGACGCUGGUGGGCGAUCCGCUGGAGAAGGCGAUGCUGAUGGCCGUGGACUGGACCCUGACCAAAGAUGAGAAAGUUUUCCCCAGAAGUAUUAAAACUCAGGGACUGAAAAUUCACCAGCGCUUUCAUUUUGCCAGUGCCCUGAAAAGAAUGUCUGUCUUGGCGUCCUACGAGAAGAUUGGCUCGACCGAUCUCUGUUACAUUGCAGCUGUGAAAGGGGCCCCAGAGACUCUGCACAAAAUGUUGUCUCAGUGCCCAAGCAACUAUCACGCUGUCCACACGGAAAUUUCACACGAGGGGGCGAGAGUGCUGGCCCUGGGCUACAAAGAGCUGGGGCACCUCACGCACCAGCAGGUGCGCGAGGUGAAGCGUGAGGCUCUGGAGUGUGAUCUGAGGUUUGUUGGGUUCAUGGUGGUUUCCUGUCCUCUCAAAGCCGACUCCAAAUCCAUCAUCAGGGAGAUCCAGAACGCGUCGCACCACGUAGUGAUGAUAACAGGAGACAAUCCUCUCACCGCCUGCCACGUGGCCCGGGAGCUACACUUCCUCCAGAGGGAGCACACCCUCAUCCUGCAGCCUCCUGCGAGCGAAG